Messenger RNA from Beauveria bassiana ARSEF 2860, 2514 nucleotides. RefSeq names its product subtilase-like protein. The coding region runs from base 1 to 2514 and encodes 837 amino acids. The record is from RefSeq and is a predicted model, not a curated record. The transcript has a single exon. Lineage: Eukaryota; Fungi; Ascomycota; Sordariomycetes; Hypocreales; Cordycipitaceae.
AUGGACCGCUUGCGUCAUCUCAUUGGCACCGUUGCCGCCCGAUUCGCCAACCGUCGCUAUGUUUUCGCUCUCGCUGCCGUCAGCGUCGUCGCCGCCAAGGCUGUCCACAUUGACGCCCAUCUCGAUGCCCUCACGCCCUCCGACAUGCUGCAAUGGGGUCCGUCCUUCUUUUUUCAGGACAGCAUCUUGCUCAUAAUGAUUCGCGCAAUGCUCUUUGCCCAAGGCCCCUGGGCCGCUCUCAUCGGCACUAUCCUCGCCUCCAUCCUAGUCCUCGUCUGCCUUGCCCUCGCAUCCAUCAACAUCUCCUUCUUCGCCGUCGCCGGCAACGAGCUGCAUUGGCGGAAUGUUGCUCUCGCCGGUGAUUCCUCCUCCUGGAGCACUCUACUUACCGGUCUCUUCUCCCUCAGCGUCACCCUGACCGUCAUACUCCUCGCAAGCUGGCUCUUGCAAGAUGUCUGCUACAUUGUCGCAACCGUUGCCCUCGAUAUGAUCAAAUUUCCCUUUACUUUUGUCUACUCGUUGAUCGCUAGCAAUCGCCGCCGUCCCUCCGCCGGCCAUUACUCCAACGUGCCUCAGAACGACGCCGAAAACGCCCUCGAGCACCGCUAUACCGAUGACGAGUUAGACUCAUCAUCCGAGCUCAAGAUGGCCCAGCCUCCCCGACGCCGCAAUACUUUCAUUGGUCUAGCCUUUAAUCUUUGUGUCGGUCUCGGUCUCCUCGCCCAGCUCGUUUCCUACGCCACUCGUCCCGACCAGACAUCCGUCACCUUCAUGUCAUGGACCUUGCCACUUGUCCCCUUUAUGGACUUUGCUCACGCCGCGCCAAACCUCUCAAACCUGCUCACCUAUCACGGUCAAGGCUUCAACUUUGACAACCUAACAGCUCUGGCCGCGCCCGUCCCUUUCCCUUGGUUGCCCAAAGACGUCAAGCUCCCCGGAUUUGAAGACUGGCAUGACCACAGGGAACACUACAACGCCGACAAAGACCCCAUCAAAAUUUCCAACCUCCAGGAUCCUCUUCUCGAGCCUCUCCACGCCCAUAUCAAGGACGUCUCUAUUCGCAAUAUCAUGCUCAUCAAGCUUGAGAGCACACGCAAGGAUGUCUUUCCCAUCAAAAAGGGUGGUCUCAUCUGGAAUAAGUUUGAACAAUCUUUUGGAAACGGCACCCUACCCAAAGCAGCCCAGGAGCGUCUUGCUACCCUAACUCCCAACGCCAACUACAUCACCGGCGACUAUGACGAUGGUUUCGAUCACGCCGAGCGACCACGACGCGGCGGCAUCAACGCUAAUAAUUGCCACACCACUGGUACCUACACGCUCAAGAGUUUGCCUGGUACCCUCUGCGGCAUUACUCCUCUGGUCGCCGAUAUGAACCAAGAGUACUACAGCCACGUCUACCAACCUUGCCUCGCUCAUAUCUUUGACGCUUUCAAUGCGAUUGAUCACUCGUCCGACCGCCAAAAAGAUGGAUUCAAGCCCUACAAGUGGAACUCCCUAUACAUGCAGUCCGUAACACAUACCUUUGACAAGCAGGACAAGCUCAUGCCUGUCAUGGGCUACAGCGAUGAGCGCUUUGUCGACUCUGAAUAUCUGCGCUCCGACAAGGCCAAAUUUGGCAAGUCAGAGAUUGAAGAUAUCAACUACUAUGGCAUGCCCGAAAACGCCAUUGCAGACUACGUCAGGGAUGCCUUUACCUCGGCCAAGAAGAACAAUGAGCGCGUCUUCCUGACGCACCUGACGUCGACUACCCACCACCCCUUUGCGCUGCCCAAAGGUGAACCGUAUGUCAGCCUCAGCGAGGACUCGGGUCUACAGGACCUCUCAGGAUACGCCAACGCCGCCGGCUUUGUCGACCGCUGGCUAGGCCAGAUCUUUGAUAUUCUCGAAGAAACUGGCGCUGCCAACGAGACUCUCAUCGUAUAUGUCGGCGACCACGGGCUAUCGAUUGCCGAGAAUGCUGCCGUCACGCCUUAUUACCAGGCCAACGUGGGCAACUUUCACGUCCCGCUCGUCCUCUCACACCCUAGCAUGCCGCCUAUCGAUGUCAACGACGUUGUCAACUCCAACAUGAUCCUCCCCACGAUUCUCGACCUUCUCAUCGAAAGUGGCUCGCUCGGCGAGUCGGACACCAAGGCUGCGCAGGACCUGGUGAAAAAUUACGAAGGCCAGUCGUUGAUUCGUCCCUUGCGCAGCCACGGUCAGCCCGCCGAUGUGGGCGGCUGGCAGUUUACCGUCAUGAACCCAGGCCGCGCAACGCUUUCGGUCCGCGAUGCCCGUCACCCAGACUGGCGCGUUGUCAUCCCUAUUGUGUCUGACAUUGAGUGGCGCUUCACGAAUACCAAGGAUGACGAGCACGAAGACCAGCCGAUUCUCGAUUUUGGCUAUCCUGAAUUCCUGAAAAAGGUGGAGGCGGCCUUUGGUGAGGAAGUCUCCAAGUGGGUGGAGGAAGCGACUUUUGUGUCCCGUUGGUGGGUGGACGAUAACGCUCGGCGCUGGCGCUACCAGCCGUCUUGA